CGCAGAGUUUCCAGAGUUCCUCAAUUGCGCGGAGAAUUGCCUACUGCACGCUGAAGAUCCAGUUUACACAGUCAUUCGAAACUAUGAGCAAAAAAAUCCGCGGUGGUGAUUCCGACUCCGACAUGGAGGACGGUGGCGCCAAACUCAAUGCACCCACGGAGAAAUCGACCGAUGCCAUGGAUGUAGAUGUCCCACCAACUCCUGCCGACAAGAGACAGGCGGCAGCCAUGGCUCGCGCCGAACGAGCUGCGCGUAGAAAACAAAUCCGUGAGGGGUUGACGCCGGGAGGUUCCCAAAUUUCUUCCUUGGCCAGCACGCCGAAUCCCGAAUCCCAGCCCGCAUCGCCUGCGCUUAAAGCACAGGAAAAGAAGACGAGGGGAAGGAAAGCGACAAGAAAGAGCAUAAGCGUCGCUGAGAAGGCAGAAGAAAAACCAGAGGACAAUACGGCGACGAGAACCCCCGACGAGACCACCACAGCAGCAGAGCCCGCAGAGCCCGCAGAGCCCACAGAGUCAGAAGAGCCAGCAGAGCCCGUAGAGCCCACAGAGCCAGCGACAGUGCCUACGCCUACUCCUGCAACAGAUGCUGAGCCGCUCCCCUUCGUGAUCGAUGUGAACCCCACCAAGGGCAAGAUCGCCGACAACACAAGCGCGUCCGUAGCCGGCUACGCCACAUCCAUUGCCCCCAGCUCGGCGUUCGGCGGCGACAGCCAGAUCGGUGGCCCCAACCGCGCAGCAAGGCGGCGGCAGAUGCAGAUUGAUAACCACCGGAAGGCGAUUAAGAAGGAGCUUGGCAUACCCGCCGAGUCGGACGAGCGCGCGGAGGAGGUGGACGCGCUGCUCAAAACCUGGGUCGCCGAGUUUGACGAAAAGACCGAGGCGCGGGCGGCCAAGAAAAAGGCCAAGAAGAUCGCGGCAAAGGGGAAAGCAACGGGUAAGCCUUACUCAGGACGAAACAACAAAAAUGAUGAGAAGCAGAAGCAGAUAAAAAAGCAGAAGCAAAAAAAGGCCCUACGAGACCGGCAGGGAGGCAACUAGGGGAGAAGUUGGCCGACCUGCGGCUCGAUGGGGCCCCGCCGAUUCUGGAGAGCAAAGGCGUCGUGAGGGAGUAAUGGAUGUGUGAUGAAAGGAAAAAGGGAAGGAGACAGGAAGACAAAAGUAUAUAUGCAUGCAUAUUGGCGUCUAGCGGGUCAAAUGGGAGGAGGAUAUAUCAAUAACAAAUUGAACGCCGAGCUCAAAUACGGCAUACCGGCCAUAGUUCGCAAGAUGGCAACAUAUUAUUACA
Colletotrichum acutatum is the source of this 1284-nucleotide messenger RNA. RefSeq lists its product as uncharacterized. The record is from RefSeq and is a predicted model, not a curated record. NCBI's taxonomy places the organism in Eukaryota, Fungi, Ascomycota, Sordariomycetes, Glomerellales, Glomerellaceae. The coding region runs from base 84 to 1037 and encodes 317 amino acids. The transcript is spliced from 2 exons.